AUGUUUGAUGCUUACCUGGAUGCGCUAAACAGUGUUGGGCAAAAACGCCAGCGCAACCCUGCUACGUCUGGGGCCAAAACCAACCCUAUACCUACGAACUUGCCGCCAGAGGGCUCACCGCCGCAGGCGACGGAGGCAGAUCAUGAGGCGGACGAUGGCGACUCAAAAAGCUCUACUUCUUCGGAGGCCAGCGACGUCUCCGACUUCUUCGACACGCUCACGGAGCUGUACCUGUUUUUCCGUGACGCGGACUUAUCACGCCGUGAAGUCAACAGACUGCUUAACAUAUUUCGGAACCCUCAGUUCAGUUUGAAGGAAUUACGCAAGUGGCGCAGCUACGCCGACGUGAAGCGAUGGGGGAAAGAGCGUGCGCCGCCAGAUAUGGUUCCAUGGAAAACAGAGCAUAUCGUCGUGCACGGGCCCAGAGGAAUGUCCCAAAAGCUUCUCUUGCACUUCCGCGACACAGAGCUGCCACAGGAGAAGUACAACGAGAAGGGGAAGCGCGUUUUCGAGGGGCCAGAAACAGGCACGUGGAUGCACGAGGCGCAGAAAGAGAUCAAGGACGACAAGGCUCUGAUUCUCGGGGUCAUCGUGUACAGCGACAGCACUCAGGCGUCGCGCAACGGGCGGCGGAAUGCGUGGCCUGUUCUGAUAUCGCUUAUUAACAUUCCGGAGGAAUUGAGGUGGUUUGAGCCGGGCCACACUCUUGCGGCAGUGUUGCCAUUCUGUCCGGAAUGGGCUAGUCCGACAGAGAAGGCCCGUGUUUUCCAGGAGGCGCUGAAGAUCAUCCUAGGACCCCUGAUGCGGGAAACCGCAAGGCGGAAGAAGGACCUCAAGAGCGAUACUCCAAGUGUGCUGCUGCGGAUUCCUGGGGGAUCAUCAUUCUUCCUUUCUGGUGCCCACUAUGCGGCGUUCGAACAUCGUGCCAUGAUGCAAAUCAUGCCGAUCCUCAUUGCGGAUUCUAGUGCAUUGAAGAAGGGCGAGGCGGGAGAGUUGAGGGCGCUGCAGGUUAGAGCAUUCCGUUAUUACGCCCUGUUCUACAAGGCGUUUUUGGGAGUGGCGGCGCACACCCGUGCCACGCUGAAAGAGGCCAAGCAACGUGCUGUUGCAACCUCUGAGCUACACAACUGUUUGCUAUGCAGGUUGAUGGAGCUGCUGCCCAAAGCUUUCCCGGACCAGGCAUCAAAGUGGGAAAUUCUCAAGGUCCACAUGAUCAAGCAUCUUCUCGAGAACGUGGAAGCAAGGGGGAUGCCACACCACUACAGCACGGAGAUGUGGGAGCGCACUCACAAGGGGACAGUGAAGGGUCCCGUGAGGGGGAGCAACUGGGCUGACAUUCCGAGGAGAAUUGUGGAUGAGGAGAUGCAGCUGGAGAUUUACAGAGAAGUGGCUCUCGAUGCGGGAGGAGGUCGGCAGUACGUGUCAGCGCUGCGUGUGGCCGUGGAAGAGAUGGAGCCAGUGCUAACGAAGAAGUUCAGGGUCAUGCGCCUCGGAGGCACCGCGGACAAGGUGUUUGCCGAGUACGCAGCGGUAUUUGGGGAUCAGAUGGCGGGCCUACCAGGUCAGCUGCGGGAGAUGCAGUUGAACCCUGGCAGUGUGCAGACACACACAGCAGUGGCCAUACCACGUACGCAGGGUGGGGUGCUUGUGGCGAAGGGGACGUUCGUCAAGGCGUCCCCGCGAGAGAACCUGUUCUCAGAUGUGGCACUCCUGGCUCCUGAAGGCGGGGAUUGGUUUGCUAGAUGCCUAUGUAUUUUCAAGGCGUUGAACGCGGAGGGCAAGUGGACUGGGUGUGCCUACGUGAGUAUGAGCUCGGUGAAGCCCCCGUUGAAGGACAUCGUACAGAAGCUGAAAGUGCUCCCCGACGAUGUGUUUCUGUUUGUGGAGAUACCGUUUAUGCCCAGCCGGUUGCCGAAGACCAAGAUACCUUGGAGGAACGGAACCCCGUGCGACCGGAUCAUAAGUGUCGGCUUCUUGUACAAUGCGACGGGGACCUGCACCACGGUGCCCCUUGUGGUGUUGCGCCAUGACGAGCGCCCCGAACCUAGGCGCAGCGGGGAUCCUGCACCGGCGGUGAUUGUGCGCUACACGAAGAGUGGGCGCCUCACACCCGAGGUGUUUACCGAGUUUUUUCAGACGGUUGAUGGGGUGCAGCUUAGCCGUGGAAGGAAGACGGUUGUGUUCACCUACAACACGGCGCACCGCAUUACCGCGAAUGACGCGGAGACCACGGUGGAGCAUGGGCUGACUAUGGUGCAUUUCACGCACACACGCUUUGUGGACCUGACAGACGUUGUGCACUGGUCCAGUAUGCCGUUUUUGCACGGCGUGGUGGACGCUUUCAAGGCUGAGUAUCGUGUGAUACUGAUGAGACGCGCGGUGCGGUCCAAUCUGUUCCACGAGGAUUUCGAAGCGCCGUUUUCCCUGGUGAAUUACGGUGUUAUGCUGCUGUGGGUGGGCUUGGCAUGGAAGGCGCUGACGGCGGCAACGAUGCAAAGGAGCUGGUGGAGGGCGGGAUGCGUCCCGGAGUCAUGGUGGGAGCUGAUGUGGCACCUGCACGGCAUGUACUCGGCCGGCAUGUACGAUCCCCUGGUCUCUACCACGGCGGACCUCCUGGUGCUGCUACGUGAGUUCCGUGUGCGGCCGGCUAUUUAUAUGCCGGUGUCCGAUUACGUGACAUGCGAUGAGUGGUUAAUGGAGAAGGCUGGUGUGAAGUUGGUGACGCCCACGACGCCGACGUCUUCAGGGGACGAGGGCGAGAUGUGCCUGCCGGAUGGGCCUCUGAUGCGUGACGAACGAAGCCGACGACGUGCCAUCCGCAAUGUGACGAACGCGUACGUGUGUCACGCGGAGGCGCUGGGGAUUGCUCCUGCGGAGGUGGCGACUGUCGUUGGCGCCUCUGAUGGAGAGGUGGUUAGCCGCCUAAGUCGCACACCGAAGAAGCGAGCGCGCAGUUCGGGGUCGUCGGACAGUGGGUCCGUGUAG
Closterium sp. Yama58-4 is the source of this 2985-nucleotide messenger RNA. NCBI's taxonomy places the organism in Eukaryota, Viridiplantae, Streptophyta, Zygnematophyceae, Desmidiales, Closteriaceae. The record is from the annotation of a GenBank genome assembly.